AGUUAGUGCGUGCUUGCCUUAAAAAAAAAAAAAAAAAAAAAGACGAAGAAGAAGAGGGAGGAAGUGUAUUGUUUGGAUUUAGCUAGCUAGUUCAUUUGCGGGGAUCAGAUUGUCUGGCUGUUUUGGCCUUGUAAAUAUCAGCAGGAUUCACCAAAUUCACGAUGAACCUGGAACGACUGCCCAACGAGGAGAAACUGAGCCUAUGCCGAAAAUAUUAUUUAGGUGGCUUUGCGUUCCUACCGUUCCUGUGGCUGGUCAACGUUGUUUGGUUUUUCAAGGAGGCAUUCGUAAAGCCAGUGUACAGCGAACAGCUCCAAAUAAAAACGUAUGUAAAGCGGUCGGCACUGGGGCUGCUGCUGUGGGUAACGGUACUCACUACCUGGAUAACCAUAUACCAGCACUUCAGAGCACAGUGGGGGGAGGUGGGAGAUUACCUCUCAUUUACCAUUCCACUGGGCAUUCCUUGAUAUGUCUUUGUCAAUGACAUAGAACUAAUAAUCCACUAUAACGGACCAAAGAAUGUUCCUUCUUUAACUACAGUGAACAAUUCUGGUGAUUUGCCUGGUCUCUGGAGCUAAAUUCAAUGACUGAAUCACAUUAACAGUAAUCCCUUGUGUCUUCAAAAGAGAAAUGCUGUAGGAUUUAAAAACUGUUUUAAUCUUGCCAAGGCAUUUAAGAAAGUUCAGAGUUUUUUUUUUUUUAGAGUAGGCUAUUUUUGUAUAG
Molecule: messenger RNA, 723 nt
Organism: Etheostoma cragini (Arkansas darter)
Lineage: Eukaryota; Metazoa; Chordata; Actinopteri; Perciformes; Percidae
Gene: psenen
Product: presenilin enhancer, gamma-secretase subunit
Exons: 4
Coding region: 162-467 (101 amino acids)
Biological process (GO): Notch receptor processing
Cellular component (GO): gamma-secretase complex
Source: RefSeq, a predicted model, not a curated record